This is a messenger RNA of Selaginella moellendorffii, 2150 nucleotides long. RefSeq names its product pentatricopeptide repeat-containing protein At2g13600-like. The coding region runs from base 20 to 2131 and encodes 703 amino acids. Gene Ontology annotation, biological process: RNA modification. Gene Ontology annotation, molecular function: RNA binding; protein binding. The record is from RefSeq and is a predicted model, not a curated record. The transcript has a single exon. NCBI's taxonomy places the organism in Eukaryota, Viridiplantae, Streptophyta, Lycopodiopsida, Selaginellales, Selaginellaceae.
ACGCGAUGAAUCCAGGGGAAUGCGCGCUCCAGCUCCAAAAUGUAAGAUCUCCGCCGCGAAAUAUCUCCUCCUGGAUCGCAGGCGUUCGUUCGAGCGGCAGCAGGAUCGACUGGACCUCUUCCUCUUGCUGGCCGGAUUGAAGGCCUGUGGCAGCACCAGAGAUCUCGACAGCGGCAAAAGAAUCCACAGCGAUGCGAUCGAAGCUGGAUUCCACGCCACGAACUAUGUGAUGAACAGUCUUGUCCACAUGUACGCCAAGUGUGAGAGCAUGGAGCUCUCUCGCCAGAUCUUUGACACGAUGGAUCAUCGUACAGUGGUUUCUUGGAAUUCCUUGAUACUGGGAUACGCGGCAAACGGCCAAGGUAGCACGGCGCUGGAUCUUUUCCACGGCAUGGAGCGAGAAGAUGGAUCGAGCUCUCCGAAUUCGCGGACUUUCGUGGCUGUUCUUACGGCUUGCUCGAGUUUGGCAUCGAGAGAAGAGCCGAAAGUUAUGGACGGGAAGCUUGUGAGACUGGGAUCUCUGGAGAAAGGCCGGAUGAUCCACUCGCAAGCCAGGAAGAAUGGCUGCGACUCGGACACUUUCGUCUCCAACAGCUUGAUCGACAUGUACUCCAAGUGUGGAAGCGUGGUGGAAGCUCGACAGAUCUUCGACGUGAUGCUCCAUCGCUCCAUCGUCUCGUGGAACUCUAUGAUGCUGGGAUACGUCGAGAAUGGCGAGCCCGAGCAAGCUCUUGGACUGUUCUCUCGAUUGGAGCGUCAAGGUGGCGGUGUUCUUCCGGACGCUCGGACUCUAGUCGCCGGCUUGAUGGCUUGCUCGAGCUUGGCCAAGCGAGCUGGCGACGACACACUCGAGAAGAUCUUGGAAAAGGGAGUGGAGCUCCACUGGAGAGCCAAGCAGCUUGGUUACGAGUCACAGCUCUUCGUCGCCAACACUCUGAUCGACAUGUACUCGAAGUGUGGGAGCCUGGAGAAGGCAAAGCUGGUCUUCGAUUCCAUGCCUGCUCGAGACGUCGUCUCCUGGAACUCGCUACUGCUGGGAUUCUCCGAGAGUGGCGACGAUCAAAAGAUGGUGCUCGAGCUCUUCCAGCAAAUGCAAGCCGAGAGGUUCGCUCCAAACUCUCGGACCUUCGUUGCCGUGAUCGGUGCCUGCUCGGCUCUGGCAGCAGCGCAGUCGAAGAAGAAAGCUAGAGCUAGAGACGAAGAAGAAGCUUGGCUGGACAAGGGAGUGGCAAUCCAUGGCCAAGCAGUGAUCGCUGGCUGCGACACAGACCUCUUCGUUGCGAGCUCCCUGGUGGACGUGUACGCCAAGUGUGGCUCCAUGGAGCUCGCUCGCAAAGUCUUCGACUCCAUGCCUCGCCACGACACAGUCUCGUGGAACACACUCAUCCUGGGAUACAGUGACAACGGCGAGAGCCACUCCGCUCUAGAAUCCUUCGCUCGAAUGCGGCGAGAAGGUACUUCCACUCCAGACAGUCUAACUUUCGUCUCGGCUCUCAAUGCUUGCAGCAAGCUCUCGGCUAUGGAGAUGGGCAGAACGAUCCACGCCGACGUCCACCGCUAUGGCCUGGAAGCCGAAGUUCUCAUCACGAACGCCCUGGUGGAUUUCUACGGGAGCUGUGGAUGCACCGCGCACGCCGCGAGAGUCUUCUACUCGGCUUUCACCACCGACUUGGUCACUUUCAGCUCGAUCAUCGCGUGUUACAGCCGGGCUGGGGACUGCCACCGAGUGUUUUCCAGCUUCCGCGAGAUGAUCGAGCAGAAGCUCCGGCCAGACGCCAUGACUUUCUCGUCGAUCCUCAGCGCCUGUAGCCACGCCGGUCUCGUCGAGCAGGGGGAGUACUACUUCGAGGCCAUGAGCCGCGUGUACCAAGUCGCCCCCGACAUGGAUCACUACCACUGCUUGAUCGAUCUUCUCGGGAGGGCCAACCAGAUCGAUGAGGCGCUCGAGCUCGCGAGAAAGAUGCCUUUCCAGCCGAAUUCCCUGACCUGGACGACGCUGCUGAGCGCCGCGACCAAGUGGAAGAACGAGAGCGUGGGGAAGGUAGCGUUUGACGCACUGACCAGCUUUGGUGGCGAAUCCUCCGCGACGUACUCUUUGCUGGCAAAUAUUUUCACGUUUAACAAGAAGUAGCAGCUCAAAAUUAAAUAUA